Mobula hypostoma (lesser devil ray) is the source of this 5621-nucleotide messenger RNA. RefSeq lists its product as uncharacterized. Gene Ontology annotation, biological process: protein deubiquitination. The coding region runs from base 280 to 2976 and encodes 898 amino acids. The transcript is spliced from 32 exons. Gene Ontology annotation, cellular component: cytoplasm; cytosol; nucleus. The record is from RefSeq and is a predicted model, not a curated record. Gene Ontology annotation, molecular function: cysteine-type deubiquitinase activity. NCBI's taxonomy places the organism in Eukaryota, Metazoa, Chordata, Chondrichthyes, Myliobatiformes, Myliobatidae.
UGACAAAAAGGCAUUAUUAAUAGAAAAGUAUGUUAGGCGCCAAUAACCCGAAUCAAUGUUGCAGUUUUCAACUGGUAAUUCGUGAUUAUUCCCUUGGUGACGAUUUACAGAAAUUGCUGCGGCUGCGGCUGCGGCGUUGGGUUUACUGUUCGAUACCUGUCUCGCUUUCUUUGUUUAACUGGUUCCUAAAGUCUACGGGCUAUCAAAGUAUAAGGGUAAAUCACCCUUAAUCAUACAUGUAAAAUCUUUCGGCGUUGAGCUCUUGACCGCAAGAAAACGAUGGGCAGCAAACUAGGUAAACGCUUUGCUGGAUUGAAAAAUCAGGGAGCCACGUGUUAUCUAAACACAUUACUUCAAACAUGGUUCAUGACCCAGGAAGUUAAAGAAUGCAUUGCCAGUUGCAGCUGCAAAGAACAAGAUUCAUUAAUUGGUGAGUUGCGAUGUCUGUUUGAACAAUUAUCACAUGGGAAUGAAUGGUCCUUAAGCACAGAACGGUUGACCUCCCAAUUGAAUUUGAAUGUUUACGAACAGAGAGAUAUAGAGGAAUGUUUUCGCAGUCUGGUGAACAAGCUGAAUAGCAAAAUGGAUCAGGAGAAUAACCUUCGGAAGGAGAGCAAUGACUCCAGUGUCACAGGGAGAACAAUGGCCGGUCACUUCCUUCUUGUGCCUCACUCCUGUGAAGUUCCACCUGGGGCUGAACAAGAGCAGCCAUACAGUCUUGUUCACAAGAUUUAUCAGGUCACCAUGGUUAACUCAUUGAAGUGUUUAAAAUGCACACAAUCCAUGGAUGAAGACACUUUUCUCCUGGAUAUACCUCUAUCUGUUUGCUCGGCUAAUGCUGCAGAAAAGUUUGAAUCCAUGGAAAAGGGUCUUGAACAGUUUUUGAAGGAGGAAAAAAUGGAAGGUGACAACAAAUGUUAUUGUAACAACUGUGAUAUGAAGACUGAAACAUCAUCAAGAUACUAUUUUAAGCACUUGCCGCAAAUUCUUACAUUUCAGCUGAAACGCUUUGAAUUCGAUUACAACUGCAUGGCAUUUCAGAAAAUUACAGAUUGCAUUACUUUUCCACUUGUUUUGGAAUUUACAAGAUCUCAGGAUGUUCCUAAUGAAUGGUGUCUAAAAUUAACAGUGAACAGGGUGAAUAAUGGGGAUGUUGGAAAUGACGAAGAAACACCGGUUCGCCCACAAGAAGAGAAGCUGGAAGAUUCUGAGGACAUUAUUCCUGAGACCCCUCAAAGUCACUCACAGCAAGAUUCAACAGGACAAGAGGUGAAUAAUGUGGAUGUUGUAAAAGUCGAAGAAACACCUGCUCAGGCACAAGAAGUGAAGCAGGAUCAUUCAGUGGACAUUACAGGAGGAAAUCCUGAGACCCCUCAAGACCAAUCACAGCAAGUUUCAACAGGACAAGAGGUGAAUAAUGUGGAUGUUGUAAAAGAUGAAGAAACACCUGCUGAGGCACAAGAAGUGAAGCAGGAUCAUUCUGUGGACAUGACAGGAGGAAAUCCUGAGACCCCUCAAGGUCACUCACAGCAAGAUUCAACAGGACAAGAGGUCAAUGGAAUCCAUCCAGGCUGUACAUUCAGCUCUCAACUACAACCAUCGUUCAUCCACGAUUCAGUGAUGGCUACAACAUCGUACCUGGUGAAUAAUGUGGAUGUUGUAAAAGACGAAGAAACACCUGCUGAGGCACAAGAAGUGAAGCAGGAUCAUUCUGUGGACAUGACAGGAGGAAAUCCUGAGACCCCUCAAGACCAAUCACAGCAAGUUUCAACAGGACAAGAGGUGAAUAAUGUGGAUGUUGUAAAAGACGAAGAAACACCUGCUGAGGCACAAGAAGUGAAGCAGGAUCAUUCUGUGGACAUGACAGGAGGAAAUCCUGAGACCCCUCAAGGUCACUCACAGCAAGAUUCAACAGGACAAGAGGUCAAUGGAAUCCAUCCAGGCUGUACAUUCAGCUCUCAACUACAACCAUCGUUCAUCCACGAUUCAGUGAUGGCUACAACAUCGUACCUGGUGAAUAAUGUGGAUGUUGUAAAAGACGAGGAAACACCUGCUGAGGCACAAGAAGUGAAGCAGGAUCAUUCUGUGGACAUGACAGGAGGAAAUCCUGAGACCCCUCAAGACCAAUCACAGCAAGUUUCAACAGGACAAGAGGUGAAUAAUGUGGAUGUUGUAAAAGACGAAGAAACACCUGCUGAGGCACAAGAAGUGAAGCAGGAUCAUUCUGUGGACAUGACAGGAGGAAAUCCUGAGACCCCUCAAGGUCACUCACAGCAAGAUUCAACAGGACAAGAGGUCAAUGGAAUCCAUCCAGGCUGUACAUUCAGCUCUCAACUACAACCAUCGUUCAUCCACGAUUCAGUGAUGGCUACAACAUCGUACCUGGAGAAAAGAUAUGAAUUGUUUGCAAUUUGGCACCACAUAGGAGGCUAUGGAAGUGGCCACUACUAUGCUGAAAUCAAAUCAGACUCUGGUGACUGGUACAAUUUUAAUGAUAAAGAUGUUAAAAAGGAAAACGAUAUCGAUCCAUGCUCCAAAACUGCUUACAUGCUUAUGUACAGACUGAACGAUACAAACCCCGAAACAGAACCGUCGGCCGGAGUGUCAAAGAAUUCAAUGGGCGAUUCAGAGUACGGGGAAGCCAGUACUCAACUGGGAGAAGUGGAAGCCGGCGCUCAUCCGGGUCCAGGGGAACCGGCACUCGGCCAGGUGAAGGGGAAGGCAGCGCCCGGCCGGGUGAAGGGGAAGGCGGCGCCCGGCCGGGUGAGGAGGAAGACAGCGUUCGGCCGGGUGAGGGGGAAGACAGCGUUCGGCUGGGUGAAGGGGAAGACAGCGUUCGGCCGGGUGAAGGGGAAGGCAGUGCUCGGUUGGGUGAAGAGGAUGACAGCGUUCGGCCGGGUGAAGGGGAAGACAGCGUUCGGCCGGAUGAUGGGCCCUGACUCGAGAUUUGGCAACAAACUAUCCCCCACCAACUAGAGAAGUGAGAGCACGCGAGCACGGAGCCCCCAGCAGCCGAUCUGCUGUUCCAUUUUCUCCUGCGAUACUUCAGCUGGUGGCACCAGCGUAGAACUGGCUCAUCCCCAGUGCCACAGAACCUUGGAACCCCAAAAGUGCGCUCAUUGUCUAGACCGUGUCUUUGGGAUAUCAGAAAACGGCCAGUCAUGAGUGCCCGGCAGCGGGUCGCAAUGCUACAAAGAACUGAAAUUUGAGUGUAGCUCCAGGUCAGGAUCUUCGACAGAACCCCAUCCACCUUGAAACGGUAAAAGAGAGAUAUUAAAGGUGGAAAUUAAGCUGUUGAGCUCAAACGAGUUGCUGUUGAGCACCAUCGAAGCUUGUGUUGCAAAGGUGACUAACUGAACUCUAGCAUGAGAAGAAAUAAAGUACUAAAUACACAUUGCGCUUUCUCACUGAGCUUCAAUAACACCUAUUGUUCUUGUAUCUGUAGUUUUGCUGUUAUUCUCUCUCCUCUCACCCAGAACAAACAUAGUACUACCAGUUCUCAACUGUUUCCCCACUAGUCUUCACAUUCAAAGAAUUAUCCUGGGCAAAUUUUGUCACAUUGAAUGUGAUGUCAUCACCAGGAAUACUUUCCUGAUGAAGGUUCUUGGCCUGAAACUUCUACUGUUCCUUUCCUUCCAUUGAUACAGCCUGAUCUCUUCACAACCACAGAUUCAGCUGUGCAGCAGAUUCAGCAAUCACGCUUGUGAAUAUGCAAGCACCAGCUAAGUAUUAUUUCAUUACGGUGGUAUUUAACUCCCUCCAUUUCAUUAUAGUGAUUGUCGAGAUUUGAGCAAAGCACAGCAACGUUACACUGCCUGCUUGCAUUCGGACUUGCCUGAGAAAAUGAACCGUCGAGUGGACUGAUGCUGAAGACUAGCGUUAUUCAUUUUAUAUUCAGAUAUUGCUUUCAUCUCCAGUGCUGGCAUCUAUUUUUCUGUUUGAGAAUUUUAUUAAUGUCCCUGUUUGGCCUGGUGUUUUUGUUUUCCUUUCUCUUAAAACCCUGUUCAUAUUGAAGCCGGUGAACUAUCAACCCACUUCAGUGUCUCUCCAUACUUGGGCCAUAUCUGAAUGUACAACAGCAAGUCUCAACCACACAAAGACCGACCCAGCAGCGAUAGAGCAGCUGACCUUGACCCUGAGAGUUAUUGGUCAGGUAGGGGACAAGCUUCAGGCAAUUGAGUCUGUUCUGGGUGAAAUUACUGAAGCAAUGAGGCAGAUAAGAUCAUGCCAGCAAGCCAAGUCUCAUCUGGAGGACCAGGUAUCAUCCUUCACAGCAACUGUUCAGUUCACCUUUCUAUGGAUUUCAUCUCUGGUCUUCCCCUAUCUAUUGGCAACACUACCAUUUUGGUUGUUGUGGAUUGAUUCUCCAAGGCUGCCCACUUCAUUGCCCUCCCUAAACUGCCACCAGCUCUUCAGACUGCCACACUCAUGUUUCAACAUGUGUUCAGGCUCCACAGCUUCCCUCAGGACAUGGUGUCUGAUCGUGAACCACGGUUCACUUCCCACUUUUGGGAGGCAUUCUGCUCUCUUGUAGGAGCCAUGGCCAACCUCUCAUCUGGUUUUCACCCCUGAUCCAAUGGCCAGACUGAGAGAGUGAAUCAAGAGCUGGAGGCAGUCUUGCCUCUUCCAACCCCAUGUCCUGGAGUUCCUAAUUGGUUUGGGAAGAGAUCACCCACAAUAACCUCCAGUCAUAGUCCGCUGGUAUGUUCCCUUUGAAUGCCUGAAAGGAUUCCAAAUGCUGUCCUUCCCUGAUCAGGAGAGUGAUGCAGGAGUUCCUGCUGCUGAACAGCUGAUCCAGUGCUACAAAUGCACCUGGAGACAAGCCGGGCUUCUCUGCUGCACGUCCUGAAACAACAUGCCCGGCAGGCUGAUCAGCAACAUCGACAGGUGAGACCUUUCAAGCCAGGAGAAGAGGUCUGGCUGGUAUCAAGGGAUCUUCCCCUGAAAGUUGGGAGUCACAAAUCAUCUCUGCACUACAUGGGACCAUCUGUAGUGGAAAAAGUCUUGUAUAGAUUACGUCUACCAGCACCAAUGAAGAUCUGCCCAGUGUUCCAUGAUUCCCAGCUCAAGUCAGUUACUAUCUCUCCCCUGGCCCGUCACCCCACCUCCUCCUCCCUGCUCGGUAGAUGGUUCCCUGGUCUAUUGUGUGCAGUGGUUCCUGGCAUCUCGCUGGGUACAUGGUAAGGUCCAGUACCUCGUGGAUUGGGAGGAUAUGGUCCUGAAGAACAUUCUUGGACAAGUUGCUUAUCCAGGACUUCCAGUGGGCACAGCUCUGUGGGGCACCUCAGGAGCUGCAACUAGGGAAGGAGCCGGGUCACAUCCACAGACUCAGCUGCCAGCAGAUCCAGCAAAUGUCCUCCUGAAUAUGUACGGGUCAGCUAAUUAUUAUAUGAUUUUGGCAGCAUUUAUCUCCCUUCUUUUCAUUGUAGUGCUUAUUGAGACGAGCAAAGCACAGCAAUGUUACGCUGUCUGCUUGCAUUCGGCCUUGCCUGAGAAAGUGGAUAUUGAGUCGACUGACCCUGAAAUCAGCCGUUUUCAUUUUAUAUUUAGGUAUUCCUUUAAGCUGCAGUGUUGGCAUCUAGUUUUCCAUUGGAGUGUUUUAGUAAGCGGCCCUAUUUGUC